AUGGGGGAAGCAUUGCAUUAUGAGUGGUCCCCGAGCCUGACAAAUAAUGGGGACCCAGGUUUACUCCCUCAGGCUACUCGGCCUAUUUCAGGGUCUCGCUUGCCAGUGGUAGGGUAUUCCACAGCACUAAAGCUGCUAGUUUGUUCUGCCAUCAUACUUUUAGUGGCUCUCUGCGCUCGACAUCAAUUACAGCACUUGUCGGAACAUGGUUGCAGGACUGGAGACAUCGAAUCACCCUCGCAAGACUCCGAUGAAGACAGUCCGUCUGGAGACCUGAGGAUUGAUGACCGUCAACCAUCACAAGGAGCAAGCGCAGCAGAGGAACGCGUGAGCAGGAGCUGUGAAGACGAAGCAUCUGGAGGUGCCGCUGCAGCAGCACCGGGAGCAGCAGCAGAUGACAAGGAUGGCGACUCCGACAGCAAAUUCGGCCAUCGAGCUUCUGGAAAAGGCUGUGAGGAACGUAGAACGGAAAGGCAAGGAGAUUCAAACUCGGCUGGUGACAUCUCACCACCCUCGCAAGUAGAUGACGUUGAUGAAAACAGUCCAUGUGGGGACCUGAGGAUUAACAACCGUCAAACAUCACCCGGCGCCCACGACGAGUCUACUUCACAAUCAGACGCAGCAAGUACUCAAGCUCCGGGAACCGGAGCAGCAGAGGAAGGCGUCAGCAGCAGCUGGGAAGACGAAGCACCUGGCGAUGCCGCGGCAGCAGCUCCAGAAGCAGCAGCAGAUGACGAGGAUGACGACUCCGACAGCAACUGCGGCCACCUUGUUUAUGACGCUGUAUGUAGUGAUCAAGAAAGUACUGUGAACAAUGCCGAGAGCAUAGGCGCUCAGCCGCAUGAUUUGCAGGCAGCUGCUGGGGAAGCCGCUGAGAAACAUAAAGUGGAAAGGCCGGGGCGUGCGAGAUGGAUGGGGCCGCUGGCUGGUCUCUUGGAAACUGCCGGCAAGAAAAUAACUAGCGGAAACUCUGAUGUGGCAGCAAACCCAACACCAGAAGAAGCAGCAGGUGAGACUGCUGCCAGCAGUUCAAAGGCGCCUCAACCUCAGGAAGGCAGGCGUCAUUACACGAAAUUGGCCUUGGGGGAUUCGAGUUCUCCCCACUAUAGAGAUCUGGGAAAACCUUAUGACUUUCCGAAUCUCAAGGCAUUAAACUAUACUGAGCUACGACAAGAGCUGCUGAAGUUUGCAGAAUCCAUGGGUAACCUGUGCUCUCCCCAUAGCGAACCAUUUCGAGCUACGGUCAAGGCGGACUGUGAUAUUUGCGGCGUUGGUACAGUGACCUUGCAUAUUGAGAUUGUGGAGGAAAAUAUGAAAAAUCAAAGCUUCUUAGACCAAGUUAGGGAAAGACUAUUUUUAGAAAACCCGUUUGACAGACGGCUGGCUCAGAGGGUUAGUCUUCCAGUCCUCGUGCGGCAAUCACGUUUAGCCACAGCUGGGACCAUUGGCGAGGCGCUAUUGUGGGGUGGUAAUGACAUUGCAGUUUACGCGCGAUUUGUUGGCACUAACGUAAGAGAUGAGCGUCGUGGUUUCAACCUGUGUGGAGCAGACAAGGUGUAG
Molecule: messenger RNA, 1560 nt
Organism: Eimeria tenella
Lineage: Eukaryota; Apicomplexa; Conoidasida; Eucoccidiorida; Eimeriidae
Exons: 6
Coding region: 1-1560 (519 amino acids)
Source: RefSeq, a predicted model, not a curated record